Cimex lectularius (bed bug) is the source of this 2808-nucleotide messenger RNA. RefSeq names its product Werner syndrome ATP-dependent helicase-like. Bases 115 to 2694 code for a protein of 859 amino acids. Gene Ontology annotation, cellular component: cytoplasm; nucleus; chromosome. The transcript has 16 exons. Gene Ontology annotation, biological process: double-strand break repair via homologous recombination; DNA replication. Gene Ontology annotation, molecular function: four-way junction helicase activity; 3'-5' DNA helicase activity; nucleic acid binding. NCBI's taxonomy places the organism in Eukaryota, Metazoa, Arthropoda, Insecta, Hemiptera, Cimicidae. The record is from RefSeq and is a predicted model, not a curated record.
CUUACUGUUAUAAUAUUGUGUUCAAACAAAUCAUUCCAAAUUGUUAUUCAAUCAUGUUAAAUAGUAUUAAGUAUUUAAUUUAACUCCAGUCGGAUUGCGAUUGUAUUUUUAAGGAUGGAACCUUCAGAGGAACAUUUGGCCGUUUUAAAAAACUAUUUCGGCCAUAAAGAAUUCAGGCCGUUGCAGUGGAACAUUAUAAGGUCCAUAAUUAACGACCGGCGUGAUAAUUGCGUUGUGAUGGCAACAGGUUCUGGUAAAAGCUUGUGCUUCCAGUAUCCUCCAGUGUUUUGCAAUGGGUUGGGUGUCGUUGUAUCACCGUUAAUUUCAUUGAUGGAAGACCAAGUUUUGGCUCUGAAUAUGUGCAAUAUACCGGCGACGCUAUUGGGCACUGCACAAAUUUCAAAAAACAUAUAUGCAAGAAUAAACGAUAACGAAUUUAGAAUUGUGUACGUUUCGCCCGAAUGGCUUACUGGAGAAUUUGGCUCAGAAUUUUUCAGGAAAUUGAAGAAAAAGGUUAAAAUCACUCUUGUGGCAAUUGACGAAGCACAUUGUGUAAGCCAGUGGGGCAUGGAUUUUAGGUUUUCUUACAGGAAGUUACGAGUAGUGAGAGAGAUUGUAGGUGGCGAUGUUCCAAUACUCGCUGUGACAGCCACAGCAACUGAGCCUGUACAAAAAGAUAUUAUUUCAUCUCUAGGUUUGAAGAAUCCUCUGAUUACUCGAACAAGCUGUGACCGACCGAACCUUUACCUUUCAGCCUCCAUUAAAGGAAGUGACCCGUUUAUAGACAUAAGAGAUUUUCUAUAUAAAGAAAAGCUAAACUGUAGUUCCAACAGUUCGUGUAUUAUUUAUUGUCCAACAAAGAAAAAAGCCAAUAAAAUUUCAGAUCUUUUAAACUCUGGAGGAAUCAAAUGUUCCCUUUAUCAUGCUGAUUUGAGUUUAAGCGUGAGGAAGAGGGUUCAUAAAAGCUUUGCUUCAGACGAAAUUCAAGUGAUCGUUGCUACAAUUGCUUUUGGAAUGGGAAUCGAUAAACCAGACGUAAGGCAUAUUAUUCAUUACGGAGCGCCCCUUGACAUAGAAUCUUAUUAUCAAGAGAUUGGCAGGGCAGGAAGGGAUGGGCUUCCAGCAGUCUGCCACGUCUUCUACAAGAAUGCAGAUUUCAGCAAAAAACAGUUUUUCUUUUCAAACCUCCAAGGGAAGUAUAGAGAGCACAAGGAAAAAAUGGCAUUGUUAAUAGAAGAAUAUCUUGUAUCGACAGACUGUCGUAGGAAAAUGUUGGUCAGCCACUUUGACGAUGAGGCAAAACUGGAAAAACAAGAGAGAUGCUGUGACAACUGUAGCAAGGAAAAAUUGAGAUCUAAUUUAUACGAGUUACAAUAUGAUCUAACUGAAGACGCUCUUUUGCUUUUAAACGCUGUUGAAACACUCGGAGGGAAUUACGGCUUGCAGAUGGCCGUGUUCUUAUUAAGAGGCUCAUCCUCAAAAAGAUUUCCGGUCAAAUAUCAAUCUUCGAAAUUGUUCGGCACGGGCAACAAUAAAAGUGACGAGUACUGGAAAUUGUUAGGAAAUUUAUUGAUCAGGGUAGACCUUUUGGAAGAAAUACACAAAACGAGCUGCGGAUGGAAUAAGAACAAUUUCCCUUACAAAACACUUGCAGUUUCUGAAAAUGGAAAAGCUUAUCUCAUAAACGAGAGGCAUAGGAAAAAAGUUAAGCUUAAACCUACACUAGAAAUGAUUCCUUUUAUUAAAAAAUUUAUUCCAAGUUAUAGGACAAAAGGAGAAUGGCUCUAUUCUUCAGCUGAUGAGCCAUCAUCGUCUUUGGUGGAUGACAAAAGUUUGCGGCAACCGUUACUCGAAGAUUUAGUUUAUAAAGAAAUAGAGAAGUUCCGUUGUAGAAUGGCUACGAGCUUGGACUGCAUACCUUACAUGGUAUUGAGCAGCAGGACAAUGCAAUUACUCGCUCAGAAGAGGCCGUGUACCAUCGAAGAAAUGUCCAAAGUUGAAGGCAUAACGAAAAAGAAUGUAGAAACAUUUGGAAAAGAGCUGUUAGAAUGUAUAACAAAAUGCCAAGAAUCCUAUAAACCAGAUAGUUCAAAAGUACAAGAUGUUCAAAAAAAUUUGAAACGAUUUGUUCCUAAAACCAAAAACAUUCUUAGUUACAAAAAUGAUAGUGAUGACAGGAUGUCUAGUACAUUAGUAGAUCCAUCAUCUCAAUCGGCUGAUGAUAUGUCUAUAGGUUCAACUAGGCCUAAUGAAUUACCUGAAGAAGGUACAAUUUUAGAGGAAGAAACCUUAAAAGAAUCUCAGUCUCGUUCGAGCAGUCCAUCAACAGUCGUCUCGUUUAAAUCGGCAGCCGAAUCGUUCCAGAGCGCGUCAAAAGAGUCGGUCAAAUCUCCGGAAGGGAAUUACCUUAGCGACGACGAUGAUUUUUUCUCGCUUGUCAGCGAGGAUAUGCUUUCUCAAAAAAAUACCAUACAACCUUCUCAAGGCGUUCAGAACAAAGUGUCGAUACCGACAAAACGAAAAAGAAUCUCUUAUGAAGAAGAAACUCCUGUUCAACCCAAAUGCCCAACGAAUGAUCCACGCACUUUAAACACCCGACCGACAAAUCCCUUAAUGGGGAAAAGUGAAAAAGAAUUGAUUGUACAAAUAAACAAGGAAAAGAAAAAUAUUUUGAAAAAGAAAAUUAAGUUGUAAAACAAUUUGAAUUAUUUUAAGAUUCAUGAAAAUAAAGGUGUAGAUAAUUUAUAAAUUUAAUACUUACAUUUGCAUAUAAAUAAAAUUAAUGUAUGAAUCUGUUCUUACAAGGUA